GGAGAGGUUGCUGGUUGCCAUGGUGUGUGUGGUGUGUUUUCUGUGAGGUGGUGUGUUGAUGGCGUCGAGCAGAGCUGAAGAUGUUCAGUUUGCUCUGCGUAGAGCAAAGAAGAAGAUCAGCAGCCUGCAACAGCAACUGAUCAACAAAUCAGACAGACGAACCAGUUCAGAGACUUCACUGGAGACCAGUCUGUCAGCCUGGACGCCCAGCAAGGAGCUCAGGGACUCUCUGGUGGACAUGUACACAGCUAAUCCCAGAGUGAACGAGGAGCUGCGACAGCGUCUGCCAUCACCGGAAACACAGAAACUCAGCAACUCAACACAGCAACGGAGCAGCAGGGACAGAUCCGAGAUCUGCCUGAAUCUGGACCACACUGACUGGCCUCAAGCUCCUCAGCACCUCCAGGAGCCUCCGACCUCCUGCUCCACCUCCCCUCGGACCUAUAGGAGGUCUGUCUCUCCUGUCUCACCCCACUCCCACAGGAGGUCUGUCUCUCCUGUUGCUCUGAUGACCUCCAGGCCUCCAGGAGGUGCAGGGGAGAUGGAGAUGGACCUUUCUCCCAGCCGAGGCCCUUCUCCUUGGGCAGAGAACUGCUGGGACGUCUCUGAUGGAGGACGAGGAUCCAGAGGAAGUCCCACAGCGAGAAGUCACCUAGUUGCCAGUGACGACAGGCAGAAAUGUGACGAAGAGUCGGAAGGACAGACAGGAGGACAAACAGGAGGACAGACACUUCUCCAUCUACAGCUGUGUUCUCAUCAGGUGGUUACGUUUGGACCAAUCUCAGUGGCUCCUCGUCGUCACAAUUUGGAUAGAGACAAAAACGUUUCGUUUCUACUGAAGGAGCUCGAUGGUCUCAGAGACAUUAACAAGAAGCUGCAGGAUCAGCUGGUCCAGAAGGAGAAGUCAUUGCAGAGGAGGGAGGUGGAGGAGGAGCUGAGGGAGGAGCAGAGGGAGGCCCAAGGCUUGGAGAGACCUGCAGCCGUGUUGGAGGAGGUGUUAGCAGCUCAGAAGGACAGAGAUCAGGCUCUGAUGUCACGACUCCUGCUGGCCAAUGAAGAGAGAGAUGAGGCUGUGCUCCGUGCACGCCAACUGCACCAGGCCUCUGAGUUGGAGGAUUUCCACCUCGAGGAUUCUCAUUUGGACGUUGAAGAGCUCCUUCAAUGUGUCUGUGACGCUGACUCCGUACAGGAAGUGGAACGGUUCGGGUCAGUUCUGGUUCAGCGUCUUCAGCUGGCGAGGCAACGGAGAAAUGACAUCACUGCUCAGGAGAUGAAGGCUGUAUUAGAGGAGAGAGACGUCUCCGUUGCCAAGUGUAAACGGUUGGAACAGGAUCUGAUUCAGGCGAGAGAGCAUUGGGCAAGCGAGGAGGAGCUGCUGAGGGUUCAGCGAGAGAGAGGCGGAGCUCUGGAGGACAGACGACAGCUGGAGGUGGAGCUACAGCCACUACGAGCCAAUCACAGCUCUCAGAACCUCCACACCCCCCCUCCUCUGAUGCCCAGCGAUGGAGUGUCUCCAGCAGGUGAGGCCCCGCCCCCACAGACCCCGCACCUGCUGGUCCAGGUGCAGCAGUUGUCGAAGGAGAAGCAGAGCAUGGAGGAGGAGCUUCAGCGCUGUCAGGAGGUGGAGCAAGAGGCCAGUGAGAGAGUGCGCAGGUUGGAGCGUCUGGUCGAAGUCCUGAGGAAGAAAGUGGGAACAGGAAGCCUCCGAGCCGUCGUGUGACCUCCUCUCAGUCCGUCUCUCUUUAAAAACGGACUGAUGAUUAUUUCUUAACAUUUUUUGUUUGAUUAUUUUCUUGAAUGUUUCUUUAACAUUGUUGUUUUGUUUCCACACACGAUUUACGGAGAUGAAGAGUCUUAAACAUUUAUAAAACCAAACAGUUUUUUAUGUUUGUGUCAAAAAAUGUUAGUUUCUAAUAAUCAAACAGAUGUUAAUAAUCCAUUUUCAUAUCAAAUGUCUGUGUGGACUCGUCAUGUUGGUUCUGUUGAAGUCAUCAGAGCAUUUCAGAACAAUGUUUCUGUUAAUUAAUCAAAUCAUCUUAAUCCAACUCCUGCUAUGGUCCAGUUUUUAUUGGAGUCUGCACUGAAGGAUUCCUCCUCCUCUUCCUCCUCCUCUUCCUCCUCCUCAGUCUCUAAUUGAGGAUCAGUCUGUCUUUUAGUUCCUGUGUUGAUUUAAGGUUUGUCUUUUAAACUCUCCUGUUUUAACAGAAACUCUGAUCAAAUUAAUUUCAGAGGAUCGCUGUGACAAAUGUAAGGAAGCCGCUCUGACUUCAUGUUCCUGCAACUUCAAAUUAAAAUUUAACUUUGACAACUUUCAACAACUCGGUCAAACUGUCGCUUCAAAGGAAACUGAUGAAACACAAAACAGCCAAACAACCAAAGACCCAAAACAAGCAAAGAUUGAAACAUGUUUCAUUUGUUGUCAUGUUCAUUUAAUAAAAAGUUACUUGACGAGAAAAGAGGCUAAUGGGCAGCGACAAGACUCGCUGCCUUGCUAAUAAAGUAAAUUGAAAGUUAUGGUCAUGUGAUGAAUGGAAUAAGUUUCCAUUACAGCAGUAAUAUCUCUGGAGGACUUCUUCUGUGGAGGCUAAAGUACGUGUCAAGUUCAUGUCAUGUAAACCAAGUUUUACUCACUGAAUCCAGAUUUGAGUCUUUUCAGACCAAACAAUAAAUUCAUGGUUCAGCAUUUAAUCUGCUCUAUUCUGACACCUGUGGUCACUACUGGUAACUGCAGGUGUCAGUCUACAGCAUUAUGUUAAUGAGACACCACCGAAGAAGAACGACUAGAUCCAGGCGCGGGUUGGCCAUGGGGACGUUUGGGAGUAUUUUUGUUUGUGUUCUUGUUUUUAGCAAACAUGCUAAAGAGAAAGAAGCUGGAGAAAGAGAUGGAGCAGAAAAAUUAAGGGCAAAAAAUAAAAAAAAAGAUUAAAACCAGAUGCAGUGUAAUGCGCCAGAUUAACAGAGCUUUUCCCUGGUGGAGGGGCGAAGGUCAGUGCGGCGACACUCAACCAGGCCAGUGACCACACGGGACCCAGCAGCAGACCCAGUGCCCGUAUGUCGGGCUGCGCCGGGUCAGGUUGUAAUUUUCAGGCCCGUUGAGAACUCUAGUUUGUGUUUUUGGAUGUGUUCAGGGCUCACAUUCGACCAACCAUCUCCAACUCAUACAAACAAACGGUUAAAUGACUUUCUUGGAUCCUGCGUGUUUGAAUGUGCACUCCAGUGAGGAAUUCUAUGGUCCAGUCACCUUUACAUCAUGCAGCUCUUUUACACUUCUCAUUAAACACACACAGUAGUUUUGAUUUUUGAAAAAACAUAGUGUGUGAGUAUGAGUGUGCAUAGUAUGUGUGAGCAUAUGGACUUCAAUACACUCUGACUGACUAAUCUGUGUGUGUUGUGUUUAAUAUCAUUAGAUUGUUUUUAUACUGCAAAUAAAGUAUUCAUGUUAAAAUUAUGGUUCCACUUGCGUCCGUCAUGCGAUCGGAUAAAAAACCUUCGACCCCAGCAGUCUGAUCGAUCACUUCAUCUUUAGAUUGAUUGAUUUCUGUUAUUUCAAACAUAUACAACAAAAAACAAGCAGAAAUUAUGAAACAUGAAAUACUCAGAUCAUAUUUCAUGUGCAGCAUGUGAGCACACACAUACACACACACACACACACACCUGAAGGGUUUUAAUAUGUUACUACUUAAACUAAAUAAUUUAAAACUGUCUGAUUAUAAUAAACUGUAAAUUUUAAUGAUGUGUGAGCAGCGUCUGAUUGGAUGAGCUGCUGACCUGCAGAAACACACAAAGAAACUCUGGUCAAAUACAAGAACCUUGUCAACAGAACCUUGGAGACAGAACCUUGGAGACAGAACCUUGGAGACAGAACUGUACUGAAGUACUUGAUUAAAUGUUCUGUGGACUGUU
Messenger RNA from Acanthopagrus latus (yellowfin seabream), 3903 nucleotides. RefSeq names its product mirror-image polydactyly 1 (gene mipol1). Lineage: Eukaryota; Metazoa; Chordata; Actinopteri; Spariformes; Sparidae. Bases 59 to 1720 code for a protein of 553 amino acids. The record is from RefSeq and is a predicted model, not a curated record. The transcript has 15 exons.